This is a messenger RNA of Leptopilina heterotoma, 840 nucleotides long. RefSeq names its product trafficking protein particle complex subunit 5 (gene Trs31). The record is from RefSeq and is a predicted model, not a curated record. The transcript has 3 exons. Lineage: Eukaryota; Metazoa; Arthropoda; Insecta; Hymenoptera; Figitidae. Gene Ontology annotation, biological process: endoplasmic reticulum to Golgi vesicle-mediated transport. The coding region runs from base 143 to 718 and encodes 191 amino acids. Gene Ontology annotation, cellular component: TRAPPII protein complex; TRAPPI protein complex; TRAPPIII protein complex.
UUCCCUCUCGGUUAAAUGUCACUAGAAUCAUAUGUCAAAACGUCAAAAUUGUUUUGGUUUUGAUAUUUGAUAAUACAUUUCAUACAUUUCAAGUUUCAAGUAUACUUUUUGUCACAGGAAAAUAUUUAUUCUUCAUUAAAUCAUGUCUACCAUAACGAUAAGUGCCGUUCGUCCAAGGACUAGUAUUCUUGAUAAAUCGUUAAGCAAAGGCAAGGGAGAAGUUAGUUUGAGUUGUUUCGCUCUCCUUUUUUCGGAACUUGUUCAAUAUUGUCAAAAUCGCGUCUAUACGGUACCGGAACUUCAAAACAAAUUAGCUGAAUUGGGAAUGGAGGUGGGACAUCGAGUAACAGAUCUUCUUGUUGUGCGGGAAAAAGGUGGCAAAAGAGAAAUAAAACUACUCAAUAUUCUUCUCUUUGUGAAAAGUACACUUUGGAAAUCAUUAUUUGGCCGUGAAGCGGAUAAAUUGGAGCACGCUAAUGAUGAUGAACGGACUUAUUACAUUAUUGAAAAAGAAUCCCUAGUCAAUAAAUUUGUCUCCGUUCCAAAGGACAAAGGUAGUUUGAAUUGUGCGUCAUUUGUCGCUGGAAUUGUUGAAGCUGUUUUAUGUGACAGUGGAUUCCCUGCUAAAGUUACGGCACACUGGCAUAAAGGUACAACCUACAUGAUUAAAUUCGAUGAAGCUGUCAUUGCUCGUGACAAGCAAUUAGAUGACAGAUAAAAUAAUAUUUUAACACACUUGAUAUUAAUUAUAAUACAAAAUAAGGUAAUAUAAUCAAAUAGCAUAAAAUACAUUUUUAAGAAUAAAAAUUAUAAAAGGAAAAGAAAUGAAAAGAAAUAGAA